UCAGUUUUCAAUAAGAAGUUUGCUAGCCGUUUAAUUACAACCGGUUUAUCUUAAUGCACAAAAUGGAGGACUACAUCAAGCCUUACCACAAUUCACACAACUCGCCCACAACAGGACCAACACGCUUAUGAAAUGUGCCUGAAACCUAAAAUAUUAAGCGUAUUUCUACUCUUAUUUCUAAUUCUACUUAUAAACAGAGGUAAGAAACUAUUUACUGUUUAGGGUUUAAUACAUUAAGUAAUUAGUUAAUGAGUAAUCAUUAUGUAACUAGUGUAGGACACUCACUCAUUCAGCACAAGGUUAAUGAUUUACGUCUUCAGACAUUCUUCUAUUCGCUAGUAUUUUUGUUUCUUCAUCAAAAGUUUUGUUAAUGUUUAUUUGAAACGUGAUAACAAAACCCCUGCACCUCAGUGUUUAACCCUCAGUUAUGCCCUUGGUGAGCCGACUCCUACAUACUUCUGCAACAACGUGGACUGUUUAAACCUGUUAAUGAGUGACUUUCAGUCUUUGGGUUAAUGAGAAAAUAAAGCAGUUGUGAUUUGCUGACAUGUUAGCAAGGCAUAGCUGAAUAAAUGCUUUUAAAUGAAAAAACUUUACGGUGCUUUUCCACCUAGAACAGACCGCUUAGUGGUUUGGUUUAGCCCAGAGAUGGGAUCAAAAAACAAUUGUGACACAUCCAGGGUUGAAAACUUAGCAGUUCAACUUUGAUUUGUUUUCUCUGUGGUACUACAGCUCUGUUUUUUGGUUUAGUUCAGCAAGGGAGGAGGGUGGGAAACGCAGCAACCAGAAAUGUGCGAGAUGUUUGAUUUGCUUCCUCCGCUCCAUCAGGUCACACUCGGAUGCCGUGAGUGUUGGAUCACUGUGUUCUGAUCUACUUAUAAGAUCUGUGUCAAGCAGAAAACACACCAGGGUUUGAUUCAUGUGUGGAAGCAGCUUAGGGAUUUGUGUGCUACUUUGGCAAAAAUGUUUGUUUAAUGUAAAUGAAUUCCUGAAUUUCAUGGGAAUUCAUACGAAUGAAGUUUCCCCUGAGUGUGUUUUUUCUGACUCUUUUUAUAUGAGGACAGCUUACGGCACUCUUUAACUUCCUGAAAAAAACAGCAGUUUUCCUCCACUAUAGAUUCAGUUUUAGUGUAAUCCCUUCUCUAACACAAGCCUUGACUCAUCAAGAGCUCCUCAACAACCUUUUCAGGAAGGUGAGGAGGAAACGUGAGUGUUUUGCACAGGAACAGGGGACCAAAGGAGCAGCAGGAUUAUGAAACUGUUGUAGAGCACAUCUUUGAUCUGCCAGACGGAGAGCUGCAUGUCGUCUCGCUCGGGGGGGGAACCCCAGAAACACUGCAUCCGCUUUCCCUUACGCCACUGCACGGAAAAUGUAGCUGGAGAACAACAUGUUUAGUUGUGCAGUUCGUGAAAAGCGAUCCUUUGUUAUCGUCAUAGUGAAGGAAUCCUAUAGUGAUAGUGAUCGUUAUAGUGAAGGAAGCUCGUGAAGGAGGCUCAGGCGGUGUACUACAUUUGCUUUGAGGAUGCGGCUUUUCUAAAUCGCUUCCAUGUGGAUGAGGGCGGUCUGUCUUGGUGCUUGGUUUGAAGAUAGGAGCUCUUGUUUAAGGUUUGUUCAUCAUGCUGUUCACGUCGUCUUUGAAAGGCAGAUGUAUAAUGUAGUAAUAGUUAAUUGUGUGAUUAAGGGUUUGAUUAUCAUGUGGCUUCAUCGCUCCCUUCCUCUCUGACUCUGAGCGAGUCCUGAGGCAGUCACGGAAACGUUUUCAGUUCAGCAUUGAAAUGUUUUCUUUUUUUCAUUUGGAUCUGAGUGAUGUUGAAUGAACUGCUUACAAAGUGUGUUUUCAUAGCCACAGCUGCUCCUGUGUGUACUCAGAGCAUUUUUGAACAGGACCAUCCCCCUUCACCCGCUUGAAGGGGGGGGGAAGACCGAUUUAUUAACUUUGGCACGACUUCACAGCGCUACGGUUUCCCUCCGCCUAUUAAGAAUCUUUCUGUCUGGUUUGGUGUAGGCAGACGUCUGAAGUGCCGUACUGUACCUCCCCGGCAGCCAAACACACAGUGGAAUGUCCGACGCUGACUGCAGGAUGUUUUCAUAAAUGUGGGUUCCUGUAAUUACCUGUGUAAAAGGGGCUCUUUUUCUGCGUAAGAGCUUCAGAUGAGCUGCACGAAUUUUUAAAAAAAAAAUUUUUUUAAGCGUGAGUGAGGGUGUGAAUUGCUGUAUUUUAAGCUCCUCUCAAAUGUUAACAUGACUAAUAUGCAUGAAAAACCUGAUGGUGUGUAUAUAAAAAUGCAAAGACCUAAUGUGAAGCAUUUUUUCCUUAAUUCCUCAAGACCAAACCAACACUGAAGGCUUUUUGCUUUGACCAAGGUCUAUGUUGGGAUUUUAUUAUUUUUUUUUAAUGCAGAUUAUGAUCUGGAUUUGGGCUUUGAAAUUGUUGGGGUGGAAAAAGGUAAAUAAACAUUCUACAGAUGCUUGUUUUUCAUUUCAAUAGCUCUAGUGCUCAACAGAGACCAUUCUCACACCAAGUCUGUUGUGUCUUGACAAAACGUAACUACAGCAGGUCUUCGGCCAACGUUUCAGCUAUUAGCCACAGCUUUCUCUUAGAUGUGGUUAUUUGAGUCUGGCUUGUGUCCUGAUUUUCACUCAGCUGUGUUUUAAAUGCAAGCUGAUUUGCUCUAAACUGCACAACUUUCAAAGUCCUGUACUCUCAUGCUUUUUUCUUUUUUUUUUUUUCCUCUCCCCAAACUUUUUACUGUGUGCUCGUUUUUCAAAACUUUGGGGCUCUAGAAAAAGACUCUUAACAAGUCAGAAAAAUUCUUGUCUAAAAUUUGGUAUGUUUGAUUAAUUUGGGACUUUUUGAAGUCGAUUAGUUAUGAGAUUAUGCCUUGGAGUGAAAACGGAAGACAGUUGAAGCCAAAUUUAAUAUUAAGAUAAUUUAAGUGCAAUGCACAUAAUGACCACAGCAAGUUUCUAGCAGGUUGAAUUUUUGAAGAAGCUGGAUGCAGCCAUAUGAUCAUACUCUGUUUACAACAUGGUGUCCAAGCAGUCGACGAGGCACUGGAGUCAAGAAGAAACGCUCUUAUUAUAGCUCUUAUUUCAGAUUGGGGCAAACAAAGUUCAUAGAGGCAAUUUGGGAACACAAAAUGGGAGAAGCAUCCAUUUUUAAGUUUUGAGACUUGAAGUGUUUAUCGUCUUGUGGAGGGGAACUAACACGCACACGACAAAAUAGCAGCAGUCAAACACAUUUUUUUGGGGGGGCGGGUUGUCCUCUAUGAUGCACGAUCGAAGCCGCAUGGAAAAAUCUCGGUCGAAGAAAAAAAAAAAUGGGUAAUUAAUUCUGCCUGUAAUUUUCUCAUUUGGGGAUUGAGCAGGGGGAGCUAAUCAAUCCAUGUUGAAAUCUCACAGAGUAACCUGUAAAAUACAAACUUACUCCAUAACCCCAUUCGAAUAAAGCUUACGAGUCAGAUUUGAUGAUGGUUUUGCCAGACCUGUCUGAACAUAGUCUCAUGUUGUCAUGAUUGAGCUUUGCUGCCAUUUGCACGUACGUGAAAACUCAUUAUUAAAUGUUACGCGGUGUACCGAGCGAUACAGGGCACACGACAGUGACUUUGUGUUUUUCUAGCAGGUCGUGUGUGUUUUCAUCCUGUUGUGGUUGCUUUGGUAAUACCAUGGGGGAAAAAAAAAAACCGCAAUACUGAAAAGGAUUUGCAUGUUAGUCACAGUUUAAUUAAUCUCUUAUCUCUACCUUGGUAGCUCAAGGGGAAUUCAAGAUAGUGGUGAAUUCAAGUAGAUUUUGGACUUAGUCCUGUUUAUUUUUAAUGAAAAGGACUAAAAUCAUCCUCUAACCAAAGCUUUCGCUCACUCUUCAGCCCGAGUCACAGCUCAGGAAGCCAUACCUAAAAGUGGUUUCCGUUGUCCUGGAUUAGUCCACAUCCUCUCUCGUUCUGCAGAAACACUAAGACAGAUUUGGAAGUAGUUCGGACUGACAGCUCGGCAUCACGAUGGCUACCCAGUCUGAUCUGAUGGAGCUGGACAUGGCGAUGGAGCAGGACCGGAAGGCUGCGGUGAGCCACUGGCAGCAGCAGUCUUACCUUGACUCUGGUAUCCACUCUGGAGCCACCACCACAGCACCGUCCCUAUCUGGCAAGGGGAACCCAGAGGACGAGGAGCUGGACAACCAGGUGCUCUAUGAGUGGGAGCAGGGAUUCAGUCAGCCCUUUACACCGGAGCAGGUGGCAGACAUAGAUGGUCAGUAUGCCAUGACCCGUGCCCAGCGUGUGCGUGCUGCUAUGUUCCCUGAGACCCUUGACGAGGGCAUGCCGAUCCCCACCACCCAGUUUGACUCCGCUAACCCCACCAAUGUGCAGCGGCUGGCUGAGCCAUCCCAGAUGCUCAAACAUGCCGUGGUGAACCUCAUCAACUACCAGGAUGACGCUGAACUUGCCACCAGGGCUAUUCCAGAGCUCACCAAGCUCCUCAAUGAUGAAGACCAGGUGGUGGUGAACAAGGCGUCCGUCAUGGUGCAUCAGCUGUCGAAGAAGGAAGCAUCGCGGCACGCCAUCAUGCGCUCCCCUCAGAUGGUGUCCGCCAUCGUGAGGACCAUGCAGAACACGGCUGAUGUGGAGACGGCACGCUGCACUGCUGGCACACUGCACAACCUCUCCCACCACCGGGAGGGCCUCCUCGCCAUUUUCAAAUCCGGCGGCAUCCCUGCUCUCGUCAAGAUGCUCGGAUCUCCAGUCGACAGUGUGCUUUUCUACGCAAUCACCACCCUGCACAACCUCCUCCUGCACCAGGAAGGUGCUAAAAUGGCCGUCCGCCUGGCUGGUGGCCUGCAGAAGAUGGUUGCCCUGCUGAACAAGACCAAUGUUAAAUUCCUGGCCAUCACCACAGACUGUCUACAGAUCCUGGCCUACGGCAACCAGGAGAGCAAGUUGAUCAUCUUGGCUAGCGGCGGCCCUCAGGCUCUGGUCAACAUCAUGAGGACCUACACAUACGAGAAGCUACUGUGGACCACCAGCCGUGUUCUCAAAGUGCUGUCCGUUUGCUCCAGUAACAAACCUGCCAUUGUGGAGGCUGGAGGCAUGCAGGCUCUUGGCCUUCACCUGACCGACCCCAGUCAGCGACUGGUACAGAACUGCCUCUGGACCCUCAGAAACCUUUCAGACGCUGCCACCAAGCAGGAGGGUAUGGAAGGCCUGCUGGGCACCCUGGUCCAGCUGCUUGGCUCAGAUGACAUCAACGUGGUGACCUGCGCUGCUGGCAUCCUGUCCAACCUUACGUGCAACAACUACAAGAACAAAAUGAUGGUGUGCCAGGUCGGUGGCAUCGAGUCGCUCGUGCGCACCGUGCUCCGAGCCGGAGACCGUGAGGACAUCACCGAGCCGGCCGUGUGCGCCCUCCGCCAUCUCACUUCCAGACACCAGGAUGCUGAAAUGGCCCAGAAUGCUGUGCGCCUGCACUACGGCCUUCCUGUUGUGGUCAAACUGCUGCACCCACCCUCACACUGGCCUCUUAUUAAGGCCACAGUUGGUCUGAUCCGUAACCUGGCGCUAUGUCCAGCCAAUCAUGCCCCGCUGCGUGAGCAGGGUGCCAUACCCCGAUUAGUCCAGCUGCUCGUGAGGGCACACCAGGACACCCAGAGACGCACAUCCAUGGGAGGCACACAGCAACAGUUUGUGGAGGGAGUUCGAAUGGAGGAGAUCGUAGAGGGCUGCACUGGCGCGCUCCACAUCUUGGCCAGAGAUGUGCACAACAGAAUUGUUAUCCGAGGACUCAACACCAUCCCUCUGUUUGUUCAGUUGCUGUACUCUCCGAUCGAAAACAUCCAGCGUGUGGCGGCCGGCGUGCUGUGUGAACUGGCGCAGGACAAGGAAGCGGCCGAGGCUAUCGAAGCCGAGGGAGCCACUGCGCCCCUCACUGAACUGCUGCACUCCAGGAACGAGGGAGUGGCUACAUAUGCGGCAGCUGUGCUGUUCCGCAUGUCUGAGGAUAAACCUCAGGACUACAAGAAGCGUCUAUCCGUUGAGCUGACCAGCUCUCUCUUCAGAACAGAGCCCAUGGCCUGGAAUGAGACUGCUGAUAUGGGUCUGGAUAUAGGAGCUCAGGGAGAGCCUGUUGGAUACAGACCAGAUGACCCCAGCUACCGCUCUUUCCACUCGGGCUAUGGUCAGGACGGGCUGGGCAUGGAUGGCAUACUGGAACAUGAGCUGGCUGGCCACCAUCCUGGAGCAGAGUACCCAGUGGAGGGGCUUCCUGACCUCGGCCACAGCCACGACCUGAUGGACGGCCUUCCUCCCACAGACUCCAAUCAGCUGGCCUGGUUCGACACGGACCUCUAAACACAUUCUCUCACACAUACAGUCUGCAAGUAGAGAAGCUGUAUUGCGUGAAUGAAUCUGCAUUGUGAUAUUUGCCUAAGGAGUCAUGGAAGGGUUGCGGUGGGUGGGCGAGCAUAUCGGAAAGUGCCUGACACAAUGCGCACACACACACACACACACACACACACGCGCACACACACGCACACGCGCACACACACGCACACACACCUACACCUGUUGGAGAUGAGAGGGAGUUUUCUACGAGGAACAAGAGGAAGGGAAGCCAAUCUCCCCACCCCUUUUUUGUUAUUGUUAUUAUUCUGGACUUUUUUUUUUUUUUUUUUUUUUGGCCCUGAUGGAGGAAGGAAAGUCAAGAGGGAUUUUGGGAGCGGUUGCUUUUUAAGACUGGAGAAGGAAGGUCUAAAGAUGGAACUGUAAACCUUUUUAACUUUUUAUUUUAUUUUUUAAAAAAAAAAAAAAAAGAUGAUCAGUCUAUGGUACUGACCCUCCUAGCUUGGUUUUGACCUCUAGUAUGUAUUCAUUCCCCCCCACAUUUUUUUUUACACUUUGUUUCAGCAGUAAUUUGUAUUUCCUUUUUAUGUCUUCUGUAGUUUUGAGUUAUAGUGGACUUGCCUCAUUUUGGUUUCUCAAAUCUUUCUCACGUAAAUGGUGUCGAACACUAAUAAUCGGUUUCCAUGUAAUCUGACUGAAAAGUGUAACGAUGUGUAGCUUUUUUUUUUAUUUUUUUUUUAUACGAUCAGCUGUUAAACCUUGGAGUAUUGGGGUGGGAGAAAUAUAUGCAUUCUUAUUAAAGACAAAAAAAAAAAAAAGUAUGCCAACAGAGGCGCUUUUCAGUGUCUCAGUUCCAAAUAAGGUGUGGGGUGAAAUAUGGAGAGUUUAGGGGAGGAGAGGGGGGACACGGGCUUGACAAAGAUCUUGGGUUUUUUUUUUUUUAUUAUUUUUUUUUUUUUAAUAAAUGCUAUCUCGAGGUAGUCUCUAUUGAAGCGACGUCAUUGUUUUUGUUUGCCUGUGCAGCUUCUUUUGGGAACAUGGAUAAUGCCAUAGCUAAACAAUAAAAGACUUUUAUUCCACUCUGUAUCCCAGGACUUUAUUUUUUAUUUUUAUGCCUCCAAGAUUGGAUUUCACUACCAUGAGGUGCUGAUUUGUAUGGCAUUGUUGGUUUUCUCAAUUUUGAUCAGUCAAAUUUUGUAGUUUUUCCUUCCCCCUCCACAGGAGAAAUGAGGAUUCUCAUUAUCAAUAAUUAGCGUUAUUGGCCUCCUGUGAAGGUUUUAUAUAAAUUAAUAAUACGAAUCACUGCAGGACAUGUUAUUUUGAGCAGAAAUACACAGGGGUAUUGUACACAAAGUGCCAGUUUCAAAAGUAUCAAGUAAUAUUUACUUAUACCCUUAAGUAAUAUCUUGUGAUUCCAGACCUGAAAGAAAAUACCAUUGUGAAUGAUGGAUAAUGUUUCAUGCUUUGGGUUUUUUUUGUAACAUGAGCUGCAUUCUUUUGAGAGCAUACCUGUAAACAGAUAAAGUAAGACAUUUCUUUAAUAAAUGGAAAUUGUAUUCCUUGCCCAA
Messenger RNA from Ictalurus furcatus (blue catfish), 7898 nucleotides. RefSeq names its product catenin beta-1-like. The transcript has 16 exons. Gene Ontology annotation, biological process: cell adhesion; positive regulation of transcription by RNA polymerase II. Gene Ontology annotation, cellular component: catenin complex; adherens junction. Gene Ontology annotation, molecular function: transcription coactivator activity; alpha-catenin binding; protein phosphatase binding. The coding region runs from base 4000 to 6339 and encodes 779 amino acids. NCBI's taxonomy places the organism in Eukaryota, Metazoa, Chordata, Actinopteri, Siluriformes, Ictaluridae. The record is from RefSeq and is a predicted model, not a curated record.